Messenger RNA from Castor canadensis (American beaver), 861 nucleotides. Lineage: Eukaryota; Metazoa; Chordata; Mammalia; Rodentia; Castoridae. The record is from RefSeq and is a predicted model, not a curated record.
AUGGUACAAUGGUGGCAGUUCCUGCUAGGGAUGUGUACAGUUGUACCCACCUGGACUGAAGACAAACUGCUAAAUGUCUGCAUGAAUGACAGACACCACAAGAGAGAACCUGGCCCAGAAGACAAGCUGUAUGUGGAGUGCUCCCCCUGGAAGGAUAAUGCCUGUUGCACAACCACCACAAGCUGGGAAGCCCACCUCGAUGUGUCCCCGCUCUACAACUUCACCUUGAUUCACUGUGGCUUGUUGACCCCGAGCUGUCAGAAGCACUUCAUCCAGGCCAUCUGCUUCUAUGAGUGUUCCCCUAAUCUGGGGCCUUGGAUCCGACCAGAUGGCCCACGUGAGCAGGGAGAGCGGAUUUUGGAUGUGCCACUGUUGGAGGACUGUGAGCAGUGGUGGGAUGACUGCAGCUCGUCUUACACUUGCAAAUCCAAUUGGUUUGGUGGCUGGGACUGGAGUCAGGGGAAGAACCGCUGCCCUAAGGGGGCCGCCUGCCGCCCUUUUCCAGAAUACUUCCCCACCCCAGUUGAUCUGUGUGAGAAAAUUUGGAGCAACUCCUUCAAAGUGAGCCCUGAGGGCAGGAAUAGUAGCCGGUGUCUCCAGAAGUGGUUUGAGCCUGCUCAGGGCAACCCCAAUGUGGCCGUGGUCCGCCUCUUCGCUAGCCCUGCUCCAGCCCAGGAGCUCUCUGACACCCUCAUGGUCUCCUUGCUGUGCUUGUUGUUCCUUUUCUGUGGCCUGUCUUCUCCCAUCUAUUUCCUUGCUUCCACAAGCCUGGCCACCUCCUUCCUCUGGCCAUUGACUAAAAGUAAUAGCAAAGGAUGGAAAUGGGAAGCAGACACUGAGACUGCCAUGGCAGGCAACUGA